AUGGCAGCAGCAACAGGGACACCAAGAGUCGCAUUGGUGCCACACGAUAGUGGAGUAAGACCGUAUUUUGAGCAGAAAAUUCAGGAUAUCGAAUUGAGAAUUCGGUCAAAGACUGAGAAUUUACGCAGAUUGGAGGCUCAGAGAAAUUCUCUGAAUGAUAAAGUGCGCUUUAUCAAAGAUGAACUGCGUCUGUUACAGGAGCCUGGAUCCUAUGUUGGUGAAGUUAUGAAGGUUGUAUCAGACAAAAAGGUGUUAGUCAAGGUCCAGCCUGAAGGUAAAUACAUCGUUGAUAUCUCCAAAGACAUUGAUGUAAAGGACCUAAAAGCAUCUCAAAGGGUCUGUUUGAAGAGCGACUCCUACAUGCUACAUAAAAUCUUGGAAAAUAAAGCCGAUCCACUAGUUUCACUGAUGAUGGUUGAAAAGGUACCUGACUCAACAUAUGAUAUGUUAGGUGGUCUCAAUAAGCAAAUAAAGGAAAUAAAAGAGGUUAUCGAACUACCUGUGAAGCACCCAGAGCUUUUUGAAAGUUUAGGGAUUACUCAACCCAAAGGUGUUAUACUUUAUGGACCACCCGGGACUGGUAAGACUUUGCUUGCUAGAGCAGUUGCGCAUCAUACUGACUGUAAAUUUAUAAGAGUGAGUGGUGCGGAGUUAGUUCAAAAAUACAUUGGUGAGGGUUCGCGAAUGGUUCGCGAACUCUUUGUGAUGGCAAGAGAACAUGCGCCAUCCAUCAUAUUCAUGGACGAGAUAGAUUCUAUUGGCUCAAGUCGUGUGGAAAGUGGCUCAGGAGGGGGUGAUUCCGAAGUGCAGAGAACAAUGUUGGAAUUGUUAAAUCAAUUGGAUGGGUUCGAAACCUCUAAAAACAUCAAGAUAAUCAUGGCUACAAAUAGACUCGAUAUACUGGAUCCUGCUCUACUAAGACCAGGUAGAAUUGAUAGAAAGAUCGAAUUCCCACCUCCAACAGUAGCUGCGAGAACACAAAUAUUGAGAAUACACUCUAGGAAGAUGAAUUUAACACGUGGAAUUAACUUGAGAAAAAUUGCAGAGAAAAUGAACGGUUGCUCAGGGGCUGAUGUCAAGGGUGUAUGUACUGAGGCUGGUAUGUAUGCUUUGAGGGAAAGAAGGAUACAUGUUACUCAAGAAGACCUAGAAUUAGCGGUUGGUAAGGUCAUGAAUAAGAAUCAAGAAACAACGAUCUCAGCUGCAAAACUUUUCAAGUGA
Zygotorulaspora mrakii is the source of this 1221-nucleotide messenger RNA. It is a transcript of the gene RPT6, whose product is annotated as proteasome regulatory particle base subunit RPT6. The coding region runs from base 1 to 1221 and encodes 406 amino acids. Gene Ontology annotation, biological process: proteasome-mediated ubiquitin-dependent protein catabolic process. Gene Ontology annotation, molecular function: ATP binding; proteasome-activating activity; ATP hydrolysis activity. The record is from RefSeq and is a predicted model, not a curated record. NCBI's taxonomy places the organism in Eukaryota, Fungi, Ascomycota, Saccharomycetes, Saccharomycetales, Saccharomycetaceae. Gene Ontology annotation, cellular component: proteasome regulatory particle, base subcomplex. The transcript has a single exon.